AUGGUACAGAAACGACCUGCUGCGUCGACUGUCAGCACCAACUGGGUUACAGGAAGCCCCAGAAAGGACAUUCCCUGUAUUCUUCAGAGGAAAACUGGGGAGAAGCUCCAUCAGGAGACCCCAGGAUUUGACCUGUUGGACCCCAACAUGAGAGUCAUAGAUGUUAGUUAUAACUGCCUCCACGACAAACACCUGAAGAGUUUUUUCCGCCAUCCGGAAAGGAAGAAGCGGCUGGUUAAGCAAGGCCUCAUCACCUCAAAUGAGAAGGUGCUGUGUACUGGUAAAGAGUACAAUCGCUACAGUAGCUACAUCAAGUCAGUUCAGUUGCUGUGGGAGAAGCAGUGCUGUGCCCAGCAGAAAACGCUUUUGAAGCAGUUCCUAGUCUUGCAGCAGCAAGGGGAGGUUCCGUCCCACAUCUCACUGACGGAUGUUAGAGAUUGGCUCAUUGCCAAGGGUAGAAACUACUUCAAGAACACGUUUCAGAGUGAAAUGGAAGAGGGGAAGAACCUUCACUUGGCCGAACUGGCUUGGGAUGUGAAACGACGCCUCAGGCUUAAGGAGCUGGAAAGAGAAGUGUGCAGGGAGCUGCGCCUGGAGCGCCAAAUCCGCUGGUCGGUGAUUGGACAGCCUGGUAGCCAGAUGGGAGAUUGGAGACCCCUGGGCAUGGAGACACACACACCUCUGGGAAUGGACUCUCCCUUCAGACACUCCACCUCCUCGAUGGACACUCUUUCCAGUCAGAUCUCGACUGAGACCCUCGAGGCUGCUAGGCUACAUACUGCCAGACCACAUAUUGCCAGACCACAAACUACCAGACCACGUUCUGCCAGACCACCAACUGAAAGACCUAGCAGUGACUCUGAUCACUCUGGAACCUUGUCUUCUGUGAUGACCUGCUCACCACAUUCAUCUAGCCCUUCAGUGGUAGGUCAUUUUGGUCAUGAACAUGUUCCCAGCUUUCACUCUUUGGGGGCUGCAGGCAUAUUACUGCUUCCCUGUCUCCCAUCUACUGGGAAAUCCAUAUCCAAGUACAGUGGCAAGAAAAAGUAUGUGAACCCUUUGGAAUUACCUGGACUUCUGCGUAAAUUUGUCAUAAAAUGUUAUCUGAUCUUCAUCUAAGUCACAACAAUAGACAAACAAUGAUACUUGUUCAUGUCUUUAUUGAA
Molecule: messenger RNA, 1166 nt
Organism: Oncorhynchus tshawytscha (Chinook salmon)
Lineage: Eukaryota; Metazoa; Chordata; Actinopteri; Salmoniformes; Salmonidae
Exons: 7
Coding region: 1-1119 (372 amino acids)
Source: RefSeq, a predicted model, not a curated record